Telopea speciosissima is the source of this 417-nucleotide messenger RNA. RefSeq lists its product as uncharacterized. NCBI's taxonomy places the organism in Eukaryota, Viridiplantae, Streptophyta, Magnoliopsida, Proteales, Proteaceae. The coding region runs from base 1 to 417 and encodes 138 amino acids. The transcript has 2 exons. The record is from RefSeq and is a predicted model, not a curated record.
AUGACUCGACAAAUCGUGCUCCGCCGCCAACCUCUACUGGCGGACAAGAAUUCGACGACGAACCAGAAGACGAGGUUCGCAGAGGUUGCCGGAGAGACAACCGCAGAGUGUGCCGCCGUAUGUUGCUGCUUCCCUUUCGGGAUUCUGAACCUUCUCGUCCUCGCCAUGUAUAAGUUGCCUGCGGGUCUAUGCAGGAAAGCCUUGAGGAAGAUGAAGAAGAAGGAGAAACAGAGAUUGAAGAACGGGGGGCUUUUGAUGAAGAGACCCAACAGGUUUUCGGUGGAUUUAUGGCCGUUGGAUAAUUCGGACAAAGACAAAGACGAUCUAACGGUAAAAAAGGUUCUAGAGUUGGAGAAGGAGAUGUGGGACCGGUUCUACGGUACCGGAUUCUGGAGAAGUCCUUCCCAGAGGGAUUAA